Messenger RNA from Caenorhabditis briggsae, 671 nucleotides. The annotation marks the transcript as partial. The record is from RefSeq and is a predicted model, not a curated record. Lineage: Eukaryota; Metazoa; Nematoda; Chromadorea; Rhabditida; Rhabditidae. The transcript has 3 exons.
AUGCUCCAAAAACCCUCCAAAAACUCUCGGCUCGCCGAGCACACAAUGUCUCAUCUGAAAACCUGGAAUAUUCUGGUCAAAACGUUUCAUAUUCCAGAAGAAAAUCUGAAAUUUUUUGAAAAUUCUGAUUCUGAUUUUUUCCCAUUUCUCCCUUACUCAAUGAACAAGAAACGCAGAUGGGAAGUGGAUUUUUUGGAGGAUUUGGCGGGAAUUCAAAAAUCUGAAAAUUUCGAAAUUUUGUUUUUGGAGAGAACCCGAAAAGGAGCUUACGAUUGGCCAAAAUAUUUGGAAUCCACAAUGUCAGAACAAUUCAGAAUUCGAGUGGUCCAUAGAAUUUCUAGAAAUCCAAAUUUUGAAAUUUAUGAAAAACAAGAAAUCAAUUCAAUUUUUGGACAGGAUUUCAAAAAUUUUGAAGCUUCAAAAUCGGAAAAUUCUGGAAUUAUCGCCUAUAAUUUUAUUAAAUCUCCGGAAAAUUCCAUGAAAAUUUUCGGGAAAAAAUGUAUAAGUGAAAAGGACAAUUCUUGGCCAUACACUUCUGGAUGGAUUCGUGUGAGAAGGCAGAAAAAUCUGAAAAAGGAAUUGAAGCGCUUUGAAAUUUUUGAGGAGAAUUCUGAAGAAAAUUCAGAAUUUUUGGAAAAUUUAGAACCACAAAAGCCGAAAAAUCAAAAAUU